GCACACCAUCCAGCUGAGCCCUCACACACUGACAGGGCUGACAGUGGACUGAACUGGGGAGGUAGGCUCUCUCUGAAAUAAUCUGCCCACGCGUUAAGCGGCUUUAUCCCCGCCAAGCCUCAGCCGGACACUGCUGCCGCAGCCCCGUCACCAGUCGGCGGGGAGUCGGACUCAAAGCGGGAGAAAGAAAAAGUGACACACGCGCACAAACAGGCGGGGAGAUAAGUUUGAGAGACAUUUGUUGUUUUUGUGCAGUUUGCGGAUCCGGAGUCAGCGGGAGCUCGGUUGGCUUUUUGGAGCGCUGAGGGGAGGAGGACUCACGGGGCUGAAGCUGAACCUGCAACCUGCACUCAGUCCGGGAGGCAGGAGGUAGAAAACAAGUGCACGCUGGGAAUCGAACCACACAGAGAAGCUGGCACCGGUGGCAUGGGCAUGGAAAACACUGGACUGUGGAUAUUCCUGAUAACAACCUGUGUUGUUCCAGGAAUAAAAACCCAGACUGUGGAGAUGGAUGACGGGAAGGCCGGGUAUGUUGGGUCGAAGGUGGAUCUCCGCUGUCGGUUCAUCAACAGUUUCCCCCCUGUCAAAAUCUCACAGGUAACAUGGCAGAAACUGGUGAAUGGCACCAAGCAGAACGUGGCGAUUGCCAACCCCUCCCUGGGUGUGUCCGUGGCCCCGCCCUACAGGGACCGCGUCACCUUCAAGAAUGCGGCAGUGAGGCGACGAACUCCGACCCUUGAAGACACCACCAUCACCUUCUCCUCGCUCCGCCUCACUGACGAGUCCAGCUACAUCUGCGAAUACACCACGUUUCCCGCAGGGAACAGAGAGAACGCUGUGAACCUCACAGUCUACGUUCGCCCGACAACUCAGAUGAGUCUGUCCACCCCGACGCUGGUGGCUCGUUCGUCCAAUCUGAAAACACCUGUGGCCACCUGCAUCUCUGCCAAUGGAAAACCAGCGGGUAUCAUUAGUUGGGAGACGAAGGUGCCGGGAGAGGCGACCACUCGAGAGUACAGGAACUCAGACGGGACGUUCACUGUUCAGAGUGACUACAUUCUGGUGCCAAGCAGAGAAACACACAAGGAGACGCUCACCUGUGUCACCAGCUACAACGAGGAAGUCUAUACUGACAGUGUCACCCUCGACAUCCAGUAUGAGCCAGAUGUUUCAGUGGACGGGUUUGAUGGAAACUGGUAUCUAAACCGAGAGAACGUCCAGCUGAGCUGCCAGGCUGAUGCCAACCCAACCGUCUCUCUGUAUCAGUGGAAAUUGAAUAAUGGCUCCAUACCGAACAGUGCUGAGAUCCGUGACAACGUCCUCAGCUUUAAGGGGCCGGUCACAUAUGACCUGCAAGGUACAUACGUGUGUGAUGCCACCAACAGCAUCGGCACACGAUCGGGCUCUGUGGAGGUCAGCGUCAUAGAAAAGCCUCUACCGCAGAUAGCAUCAGGUGAUGUCAUCAGUGUAAUCGCCUUGUUGCUGGCUGCCGGAGUGCUCAUGGGCAUCACUGUCACAGUCCUGGUGCUCAAAAUCAGAAGUAGAAAGGACAACUCCUCAAAUGAUUCUCAGUCAGGAAAACCGUCCCAGCCGAUAAGGAAAAGACCAGGAGACGAUAUCCAGCAUUCAGGACGGUUUUAUGAAGAGCUUCCUAACACAGCAGAUUAUGUGAGCUACAGACUGGCCUGUAACAAGGAGGACUACCCCGAGCCCUACUCCCCUCCCAUCAACCCCCCGCUGUCGUUUCUGCCCCAGCACCCCUACCACUCCUCACUACCAACCACCGCGACCAGCAGCAGCAGCACCGACACGUCGAAAAACACCUUCUCUCCUCCCUCACACACCAUGGCCAUCUUUAAAUACCCCCCAGUCCCAGGCCUGUCUUCUCCUCCCCCGGGAGUGGCGGCAUACACUUUUCCUAAAGAGCAGUACGUCUGAACCGGCGCCUCGUCACAAACCUUGCCAAGGAGGAGGAGGCUGGAGAUGUACGUUGAACCCUGGACUGUCAGGAGUUGUCUCUGCACUUGUCUGCACCAUUGUGGACGGCUCUGGAACUCAAAAAGACAAUGACGCUUUUGUUUUGAAGCAUUUUCUCUUUUGUCCUGUCUUUUAUUGUGGCAUCUUAUCUUUGAAAAGGGAAGAUUGUUGAACCAUGUUUUAGGUUAGGGAAAGUGGAUUUGACUUUUCUGUGGAAUGAUUAUGCAAUAUAUUGCAUGGACGUAUUAUUUAUGAAUGAGAAAAAACUUUAAACAGAAUGUAUGGGAUUAUCUCUUGAUGUGACUGACUCUGUACUUUAUCCUCCUUUGUAUCAUUUUGUAAAAAAAACAAAAAAAACAACAACAAAUAACAAAAACCUAUUAUGGUUUACUUCUCUAUCUCUAAAGUCAACAUUCUCUGUAUCCUAGCUGUGUUGUGCACUCUGACAAUCCCAGAUCUCAUCUUCUGGUUGUACCUUCUGUCCUCAUGUUGUACUUUUACUGUGCUUGUAUUUUGAAUGAUUUAUGUUUUUCUUUGCAAAGAAAUUUUUUUAUUUACAGAAGACAUUUUUGUGAUCUAUGACGUUGAUGUUUUUGUUUGUUGUAUCUGUGGAAUUUAGUAUUCAUUGACACUGGCUGUUGGAUGAACCGUUACUUUUUAGCAUUUGCUAUGAAUAAAAGUUAUCAUGUGAA
Molecule: messenger RNA, 2669 nt
Organism: Pleuronectes platessa (European plaice)
Lineage: Eukaryota; Metazoa; Chordata; Actinopteri; Pleuronectiformes; Pleuronectidae
Gene: nectin1a
Product: nectin cell adhesion molecule 1a
Exons: 10
Coding region: 427-1938 (503 amino acids)
Biological process (GO): protein localization to cell junction; homophilic cell-cell adhesion; heterophilic cell-cell adhesion
Cellular component (GO): adherens junction
Source: RefSeq, a predicted model, not a curated record